CUCUUUUUCAAAUUCUAUUUUUCCGAACAUUUUCCUCCCCGUGCUUAUUUUCUGUUAGACGAAGCUCUAACCUGGGGGCUGUCUCCGCAAACUGCCGAUCCCCACCGCCAUCACCUUGGUGCUUCGGACUGUCAUACCCUUCUAUGCAUCCAUGUUGGCGGUACAACGAUGAAGCUGAGCGGGAAGAACCUCCAUUUGCCGCGGAUAUCGUGGUUCCUAGCAUUCUACCUAUGGGUAAUUUUUAUACAAGCUGCCCAGGCGUCGCUCGGUGACCGACUGCCAGACUUUAAAGAAUGCGUCCAGGUUUGCAAAGUAGAGAACUGCGAAAAGGGACACCUGUCAUUGCCGAUACACUUGCGACUUUUCCUUUGGGAUUGCCCGUCCGAGUGCGAUUAUACCUGCCAGCAUGUCAUCACUAACAAGCGGGUCUCCCGUGACCCUCCAAUGCUUCAGCCUGUGCUCCAGUUCCAUGGUAAAUGGCCGUUUCGCCGUAUUUUGGGGAUCCAGGAGUUCUUUUCCGUUUUCUUUUCGCUGUUGAACUUUCUGGCUCACCGGCAGGGCAUGGGAAGGGUUCGCGAAUCGAUACCCGAAUCAUAUCCCCUGCGAAAAUACUACUUGGCGUUUGGAUAUUUCGGUCUUGCGAGCUGGAUCUUUAGCAUGAUAUUUCAUACUCGAGACUUCCCAUUGACGGAGAAGCUCGACUAUUUCGCGGCUGGAGCUAGUGUGCUAUACGGUUUAUACCUCGCCAUUGUCCGGAUAUUUCGCUUCGACCAAGUCCGUCCGCGUCUUAAACCCACGUUGCUGCGUUGGUGGACAAUACUCUGCUGUGGGCUCUACUUGGCUCAUGUGUCAUAUCUGAGCUUUUGGACCUGGGAUUACUCCUACAACAUGACGGCGAAUGUAGCAGUUGGUAUCACACAGAAUUUGCUCUGGACAUGGUUUAGUAUUUCUCGAUACAGAAAGUACAUGAAAGGGUGGACUGCGUGGCCGGGAAUGAUAGUCGCAUGGCUGAUCCUCGCUAUGAGUCUGGAACUUCUUGAUUUUCCUCCGGCGUGGGGAUUGGUUGACGCCCACAGCCUAUGGCAUCUAGGGACCGUUGUUCCUACCAUUUGGUGGUACACGUUCCUCGUCAAAGACGCGCAAGACGAUCUUAUGGGACAAAGGCUCAAAGCAUAGGUUGCUUGCGAUUGAAUCAUUCGGAAUGUCGGAUCUUCAAGGAUAUGUUUUGAGCUCUGAAAGGCUUAUGACAAGGUGUUUCGGAUAUUUCUGUGGAUAGAACUUGAGCUCGAAGAGAUAGAGGGAUUCUAAGUUCACUUGAAGUGUAUUCCUUGCUUCUUUGUCUCUCGUAUAUAAAUUCAACGAGAAUAGGCAGGCGAUUCCUCAAAAGU
Coccidioides immitis RS is the source of this 1388-nucleotide messenger RNA. RefSeq names its product Mn2+ homeostasis protein. Gene Ontology annotation, biological process: GPI anchor biosynthetic process. The record is from RefSeq and is a predicted model, not a curated record. Lineage: Eukaryota; Fungi; Ascomycota; Eurotiomycetes; Onygenales; Onygenaceae. Gene Ontology annotation, cellular component: endoplasmic reticulum membrane. The coding region runs from base 169 to 1176 and encodes 335 amino acids. The transcript is spliced from 4 exons. Gene Ontology annotation, molecular function: hydrolase activity, acting on ester bonds.